AUGAUCAUAACAAAAGACAGAGAAGUGAACGCGGAUGGAAAGAAAAUGACACAUGGCAGCGUAGGUGUGCUGGUUGCAGCAACUGCACUUUGCUUGUGUUUUGGAGCAUGCGUGGGACAACCUAUGAGCGUCCAGUGGACUUUGUUCAGCAGGAGGAAACCUUGGAGUGCGGCACAGGUUGUGUGUGAGAUGAUGGGAGGCUACCUGGCCAGUCCGGACACCUCCCACAAGCUGAGCGCUUUUGUACAUUUUCUAAACAACUCACCCUGGAACAGCUCAUUGACCGCAGGAGCAUACAUUGGUCUCAUGAAGCCAAACGAAACAUCCUCUGGAUGGUGCUGGCUUGGCAACUGCUCCCUCUCUGUCGACUCACUGUUAGGAACACCACUGAGAAUUGAGAGCUGUGUCUCUCUGUCGUCUGUCAGACCCUACACGAACCCCUGCACCAACGCCAACGAAUACAUUUGCGAGACACAGAAAGGACCCUGUACCUAUGAGGAAAUGCAGGAUACUAUCGUUGCAGCUGACAUUAACUAUACAGAGGACAUCAACCAUCUAACUCAGAUUUUAAGACAACAGGAAGUGGGAUGCAAGAGGUUGUGUGACAUCAAAGGUGAGGACUGCUGGGCGGUCGCUGUGGUGGCAGGAACCGACAGAUGCCGUACUUAUCAAACCUCGUUACCUUUCCUCUUUGAUGACAAAAGCAAAGUGAUGAGCGAAAUAGGAUCCACGCUGUACAUCAAAAGAUGCUACACAGCGUUGCUGGGUUCAACAAGUUUCGAGUUCAUCAGGUACAAGACUGUCUCCCCUGCGUCUCCAUGCAGCUCUGACCAGAGCGGAAGAGUGUAUGUCUUAGUCAUGAAGCCGGCCACAGCACACCGGGCACGUGACCACUGUCUCGCCAUGAACUACAAGCUGGCGGGGUCCAAUGUCACCAGGGAUAGAGAGGAAAUGUUAAACAUCAUCAACAGCUUUUACCCAGAAAUAGUCAACCUGUCAGAUCCUCUGUGGAUAGACCAUCAGACAGGUUUCUACAGUUCCCCAACGCUUUUUCGUCUGGACACUGGAUCAUUCUCGACUUACAAUGAGCACGAGCAUCCGUUUCUAUGCGAGACACACAUGGUUCUUCAGCAGAGCACCUACUCUCAGGACAUCAUUACAAAUGAGGAGGUAACGGAAGCAAAUGUCCCCACAAAAAGCAUCAACAUACAAGAUACCACAAGAACAGGUACCCAGACACUAAGCAUCUCAACACCAGCUACUACAAGAGGAGGUAGCAACACCACAACAGGAGGUAGCAACACCACACGAAAACACGUACAAGACACCAACAUAUCAGACACCCUAACGGAGGCUCCUCCUCACCAUGUCCCUCAGAAGCAGGUCACCGAUCUCAUCAAGCUCACGUUCGCCGCAUAUUCAUGCUCAACUGAAAGUGAUGUCAGGGACAUCAAUCUUGUCUCACUUGUUCUUGAGAAAAAAAGACCUUUCUACAACUAUGCAUCGUCAAGCACUUGA
Messenger RNA from Pomacea canaliculata, 1518 nucleotides. RefSeq lists its product as uncharacterized. The transcript is spliced from 10 exons. The coding region runs from base 1 to 1518 and encodes 505 amino acids. Lineage: Eukaryota; Metazoa; Mollusca; Gastropoda; Architaenioglossa; Ampullariidae. The record is from RefSeq and is a predicted model, not a curated record.